Molecule: messenger RNA, 1506 nt
Organism: Vicia faba (fava bean)
Lineage: Eukaryota; Viridiplantae; Streptophyta; Magnoliopsida; Fabales; Fabaceae
Source: the annotation of a GenBank genome assembly
AUGGUAACUAGAUUGGUGGGUUUGUUUCAGAAAGACAUGGAUUAUGCGAUUAGUGCACUGCUCAUUUUGUUGACAUGCAUUGUCACAUACUUUGUUCGUUCACUUUCUGCAAGAACCAAAAUUUCAGACUACAAGCUUCCACCAGGACCUUCCUUUUUCACUAUCAUGUCAAAUGUUGUUGAUUUGUACAACAAGCCACAACAAACACUUGCAAAAUUUGCUAAGUUCUAUGGUCCUGUUAUGCGUAUAAACCUAUGCACUGAAACCACUAUAAUAAUCUCGUCGUCUGAUAUGGCCAAAGAAAUUCUCCAUACUCAUGAUUCUUUGUUCACUGAUAGAUCUGUUCCUCAUAAUACUACAAUUUACAACCACAACAAUUUUAGCUUAGUCUUCCUCCCAUUUUCACCUCUUUGGCAACACCUUAGGAAAAUAUGUCAUAAUAAUCUAUUCUCUAGCAAGACCCUUGACGCAAGUCAAGAACUUAGACGAAUUAAACUAAAAGAUCUUCUCAAUGAUAUGCAUAAAAGCAGUUUAACUGGUGAAGCUGUUGAUAUUGGAAGAGCUGCUUUCAAAGCUUGUAUUAAUUUUUUGUCGUACACUUUUGUGUCUCAAGAUUUUGUUGACUCUCUGGAUGAUGAGCAUAAGGAUAUAGUUUCCACUCUUCUGAAAGCCAUUGGAACACCAAACAUCUCUGAUCAUUUCCCUGUGUUGAAGAUAUUUGACCCACAAGGGAUCAAAAAACUCACUUAUAAUUAUGUUUCAAAGGUUUUUUUUGCCUUAGAUAUAAUAAUUGAGAAGCGAAUGAAGUUGAGGGAAAGUGAACAUCAUAUCUCAAACAAUGACAUGUUAGACACUUUGUUGGACAUUUCCAAAGAAGAUAAUCACAAGAUGGAUAAUAAGCAGAUUAAACAUCUAUUACUUGAUUUGCUUGUGGCGGGAACAGAUACAACAGCAUACGGAUUAGAAAGAGCACUGAGUGAACUAGUACACAAUCCAGAGAUUAUGUCAAAAGCCAAAAAGGAACUUGAGGAGAUUAUUGGAUUAGGAAAUCCAGUUGAUGAAUCAGACAUCGAUAGGCUUCCAUACUUACAAGCAGUGGUAAAAGAGAGUUUACGUUUACAUCCUCCAGCUCCAAUGUUGCUCCCUCGAAAAGCAAGGGUAGAUGUGGAAAUAUCAGGAUACACAAUUCCAAAGGGUGCUCAAGUUUUGAUCAAUGAAUGGGCUAUUGGUAGAACAGACAUAUGGGAAGAUGCUCAUUUGUUUUCACCAGAAAGGUUUAUAGGAUCUGAAAUAGAUGUAAAAGGUCGACACUUUAAGCUUACACCAUUUGGCAGUGGGAGACGUAUAUGUCCAGGAUCACCAUUGGCAGUGAGGAUGUUGCAUUUGAUGUUGGGAUCAUUGAUCAACUCAUUUGAUUGGAAACUUGAAAACAAUAUGGAGUUUAAAGACAUGGAUUUGGACAAUUCUCUAAGAGCUAUUCCGGUUGCACUAAACAAAGUGUUAUAA